Molecule: messenger RNA, 2170 nt
Organism: Aethina tumida (small hive beetle)
Lineage: Eukaryota; Metazoa; Arthropoda; Insecta; Coleoptera; Nitidulidae
Product: nucleosome assembly protein 1-like 1
Exons: 4
Coding region: 133-1191 (352 amino acids)
Biological process (GO): nucleosome assembly
Cellular component (GO): chromatin; nucleus
Molecular function (GO): histone binding; chromatin binding
Source: RefSeq, a predicted model, not a curated record
AACAAUACUAAAUAGUGAAGAUCGCAUUCUUCUCUCCUCAGGCGAAGUCUGACUUUGAGCUGUGAACUUCUGCAGGGACAAACUGUGGAUUAGCAGUCUUUUGGAAUUGCACAGGUCAUUUUAAAAGAGUUCAUGUCUGACGGGGACCCAGAUACCGGCUAUUGUUCCGACGAUUUCGUCACCGUAUCUGAAUCUGAUUCUGAUUUUGAAGCAGACAUAGCGACGGAGGAAAGAACUUUCAGCAAUUGGGUAUCGGAAUAUACGAGACGCCAGAGCGACAAGGAGAAGUUAAAGGUGCUACCGCAUAAAGUCAACAAGCGUGUUAAGGCUCUUAAAAUCAUACAGGCAAAACAUGCCAAUAUCGAGUCUGAUUUCUUUAAACAAAUUCACAUGCUUCAAUGCAAACUGCACGAAAGCCAAGAUCCUGGAAUAAUCAGACGUAGCGUAAUAAUUCAAGGAAAAGAAGAACCCACUGAAGAAGAGUUGACUUUUAUGAAUGAUCAACUACCACCAGCAUCAACUGAACCUAACAAUGACGAUAUAAAAGGUAUACCCUAUUUUUGGUUCACCAUCUUCAAAAACGUAAAAUUCUUGAGAAACAUGAUGCUGCCGCAUGAUGAACCCGUUGUAAAGUAUUUAAAUGAUGUGACAGUUGUCGUCGACAGAGAUCCCAUGGCAUUUACGCUGAAUUUCCAUUUCCAACCCAACGAGUUCUUUACAAACACCGUUCUCACCAAAGAAUAUUUUAUUAAAUGCGAUCCGGAGGACAACCCGUUGCUGUUUGAAGGACCAGAAAUAUUUAAAUGUGUCGGAUGUCAGAUUAACUGGGCCCCUGGUAAGGAUGUUACCACCAAGACGGUGGGCAACAAAGGUUUGGGGUCCGUGGUUACCGUACGCCACAAUUCCUUUUUCAACUUCUUCUCACCACCACUAGAGCCCGAUCCUUCACAUGAAGAUAAAGAUUAUUGUAAACGUGUGAGGAAUUUAUUACUAAGUGAUUACGAAAUUGGUGUCUAUAUCAAAGAGCGCAUCAUUCCUAGAGCUGUACUUUAUUUUACUGGAGAAGCAUUGAAUCAUGAUGACAAACUGGACGAAGACGAUGAAGACGAAGAAAAUAAUUCCGAUGGCGCAGAAGAUAACGAAGAAACAGAGAGGGAUGCAGCUGAGGAGGACAAUGAAAAUUCUAACUAAGACUAUUAUAUUACUUUUUCUACCUUAGAUUAAUGAACUUAUACCUCCAAUAAUAUUUAUAUAUAUAUUGUAUAUUGUAACAAUUAAUUUAAACACAUUUUGAUAAAAUUUUCAAUAAAUUAUUAGUUUUUAUACAAUUUUUAUUUUAAUUUAUUUGAUUUAAGUUAAUUAAUAUAAAAAUUAUUAUUAGGUAAUGCAAUAAGAUACAACACAAACUUUUUAGAAUUAUAAGGAAAAAACUAUAAUUAAUUUACUAUUGCUGUUUUAUACAUUAUAAACAUUUUUAUAUUUAUUCUGACUUGAGGUGGACACAAAUAUAGCAGCUAUAUUUUGAAAGAGAUUUUUAAUUAUUAAAUUUGUGUUGUUUAAUUUAACAUGGACUCUACAUAAUAAAUAUACCAUUUUCCGAAUAUACAACAAGUUUAUAUUUCUUCAAGCUUCUUGAAUUGCUAUGAUAUGUAUGAGUUGAUUUUGAAAUUUGUAAAAUUUUUGUGUCGAAUUUGGCUGUAAAGGUGAUCCUCAUGUUUUCUAUAGGGCUGAUGCCUGGAAAUUGUGACGGGCAAGAUAAAACAUCGAUUCUUUUAACCAAUCCGUCACAAUUUCGGGUUUGUGUUUAGCAUGUUGAAAAACAUUUAUUAAGAGCAUUCAAUAAUGGAACUGAAAUGUUUUAUAUCUCUGUACAUAAAUCAAUUUAAGGGAGCCUACGCCAGAAGAAUGGAAGCAUCCCCAUAGUAUAAUUAAACCGCCACCAUCUUUCACUGUGGGUAUAACGAAACUUUUUGUCUAGUUUUGUCCCUAUAGAAUGUUUAACAUAAGCUGAACUAUAAUUUUUUAUAAAUAAAUUUAAACGCAAUACUUUAAGCUAUAUAUUUAUGUUCAGUGGUCCAGUGAAUGUAAUCUUAAGCAAGUCAAAAUUAGACUUUUAAAGUUUUUGUAUAAACCAAGUCUGGCUUUUCUUGUUGUUGGGGGCAAACGAAUG